AUGCCUGGAUUGACUAUGGAUGCAAUGAAUGGAGAAACUAGAAUUGAAGAACAUAACAAAGGAUUCUACUUGCCUUACAAGGACAUUUUCACUCAAGAAAGGUCUCCAAGAAGUGCGUUGAGUCCACGAAGUGAUUCCCUUGAUUUAGCCAUUGAUGGUGUGGUGUCAACAUCCAUUGAGCAGCUUUAUCACAAUGUUUAUGCGAUGCAAAGCUCUGAUCAAUCUUCAUCAAUGUCUAGCUAUGGAUCGUAUGGUGAGGAAUCAAGGAUCGAUUCCGAAUUACGCCAUCUCAUCGGGGAUUUCGGUGUCGUUGAAAUGACAAAGGAGGUGCAGGUAGCCGAGAAGAAGGAAGAUGAAGACAGUGUUGGUGGCUUGAGCAUUAAGAAAGAAAAUGUGGUUACUGAUAAAAUGCCUGUGAAGAAGAACAAUGACAAGAUCCAAACUCAAGGUGGUGUUAGGCAUCGUCCCCACUUGCACUCCCAUUUUCCGGUUCUUGAACGCUCGAUCGAAAUCCCAGUGAUUGAGGAUGGCCAAACUCAUGCACUUGCUAAAUUUGCUGGAUGCAUGCAUCUGGGUGACACUUAUGCCAUGUUGGGUCAAAUUGAGAAUUCUAUUUUGUGUUAUACAGCAGGUUUGGAGAUUCAAAAACAAGUUUUGGGGGACACAGAUCCUCGAGUUGGCGAAACAUGUCGAUAUGUGGCUGAAGCACAUGUUCAAGCGCUAUGGUUCGAUGAGGCUGAAAAGCUUUGUCAAAUGGCUCUUGACAUCCACAGGGAGAAUGGUGCUCCAGCUUCUUUUGAAGAAGCUGCUGAUAGGAGACUCAUGGGACUCAUCUGUGACUUAAAAGAAGAUUACGGAUCAGCACUUGAGCAUUAUGUUUUAGCUAGCAUGGCCAUGGCAACCAAUGGAUGUGAACUCAACGUUGCUUCAAUUGAUUGUAGCAUUGGAGAUGCAUAUUUAUCAUUAGCUCGGGUCGAUGAGACAGUUUUUGCCUUUCAGAAGGCACUCACAGUGUUUAAAUCUGCAAAAGGAGAGAACCAUCCAUCAGUUGCUUUGGUUUUCGUUCGGUUGGCUGAUUUGUACAAUAAGGUAGGAAAGUUAAGGGAUUCCAGAACUUAUUGCGAAAACGCACUCCGAAUUUAUGCAAAGCCAAAUCCUGGAAUUCCCUUAAAAGAGAUCGCUAGUGGCCUCAUUGACAUUGUUGCAAUCUGUCAAUCUAUGAAUGGAUUGGAUCACGCACUCAAACUACUUAAGAAGGUGUUAAGUAUUUUCAGUGAAGCCCCAGGGAAACAAACAACAAUUGCAGGUAUUGAGGCACAAAUGGGAGUCAUGUAUUACAUGAUGGGGAGCUAUGCUGACUCCUACAACACCUUUAAAAGUGCCAUCUCGAAGUUUCGAGCGAGUGGAGAGAAGAAGUCUGCUUUGUUCGGGAUUGCACUCAAUCAAAUGGGGCUUGCCUGCAUACAACGGUACUCGAUAAAUGAGGCAGCCGAUCUGUUCGAAGAAGCAAGGAGCAUUUUAGAGAAGGAAUAUGGUCCUUAUCACCCUCAUACAUUAGGGGUAUAUAGCAAUUUGGCAGGCACCUAUGAUGCAAUGGGGAGGUUAGAUGAAGCCAUUGAAAUCCUGGAUUAUGUUGUUGACAUGAGAGAAGAGAAGCUUGGAACAGCAAAUCCUGAUGUCAUUGAUGAGAAAAGAAGGUUGAGUGAAUUAUUGAAGGAAGCAGGCAAGGUCCGAAGCAGAAAAUCAAGAGCAUUAGUCACCCUCCUUGACACCAGCACUCAAAUAAUCAAAGAUGAUGUCAUUAAGGUAUCAAAAUCCUGUUUGUAGGUAUAUAAUGUAAAAAUUCUAAUUGUAAAAGGGAUGAUUAAAUGGUUGGUUUAUCUGAAUCACUGUCGCAUAUAUAAAGAGAAACCUGGUUUCAAAAGUUUUGUUGAGGGGUUAAAAGAAAAUUUAUAUGUUAACAUU
This is a messenger RNA of Hibiscus syriacus, 1965 nucleotides long. RefSeq names its product protein KINESIN LIGHT CHAIN-RELATED 2-like. The record is from RefSeq and is a predicted model, not a curated record. The transcript has 2 exons. Gene Ontology annotation, molecular function: protein binding. Lineage: Eukaryota; Viridiplantae; Streptophyta; Magnoliopsida; Malvales; Malvaceae. The coding region runs from base 1 to 1827 and encodes 608 amino acids.